AACGCCGGUUACAGGUUACUGGAUCUUACAACUUUACAACCAAAACGCUUUUGUCGCUUAUCGCAGCCCCAAUAUGACCGCCCUCAAAGUUUUAGUGAUCUUCAGUGCCCUCCUAGCGCUGGCCUAUUCAUCACCACAUCCCGGCUUCUUUGGUAGCAAACACGAACACCACACCAUCCAUGUACCCUACAAGGUGCACACCAUUCACCAUCAUCACAUCAAGAAGGUGCCCGUCGUCAAAGAGGUCAUUAAGGAGGUGGAAGUGAUCAAGCAUGUACCAAUCUAUAAGGAAGUGCAUGUGCCAGUGAUUAAGGAAGUGCACGUGCCAGUGCAUGUACAUCACGAGCAGGAACAUCAUCACAUUGAGGAAGAUCAUCAUGAUUACCACAAGGGCGGCUGGUAUUAAGUAGAGGGGGGAGUUGGGCGCUCACCCACAGCGAGGGGCGUAUUGCCAGUGGCAAUGCUCUAGUUACACUUUUAGUUAUAUGUUAUGUUAAUGCAUACAUACAUACAUACAUAAAU
This is a messenger RNA of Rhagoletis zephyria (snowberry fruit fly), 522 nucleotides long. RefSeq lists its product as uncharacterized. NCBI's taxonomy places the organism in Eukaryota, Metazoa, Arthropoda, Insecta, Diptera, Tephritidae. The record is from RefSeq and is a predicted model, not a curated record.